AUCGUCGGUGGCGCGUGCGACUGUCGAUGUUUAUUAUUAUAAAGUAAAGCGCACCGCGCCGCGCGAGCCAGUAAUCAGUAUAGCGUCCGCUGCCCGAUCCGAUAGCUGGCAUGAUGUGCAUGGUUUCUCACAGCCGCCAACGACUAUACACGAACACGACAUCCGCCAAACGCUCCGCCGUCAAAGCAAAACGUCAACCGCCGCACGACGAAGAUCGCUCAACUGCCGGACGACUACUCCGCCGCCGCCGACUUUCGCUUAAAAAGUUUCGUUGUUCAACCGCAGCCGUGUACACGCGGAUACGACCACCAUGCCCCGUGGAAAGCGCAGGCCUAAUCAACACCACAAGUCGACAACGGAUGCACUAGCUGGAAAAGGACGUGAUUUAGACAUGUCUGAUGAUGAGUCAUAUAAUGAUAAUGCGAGUGUAAUCAGUAAUAUAUCUUGUAGCACAUCAAAUGAAGAACGUUCAUGUGUUGCUACUGAUGAAACUGAUGAUACUCAGAAUGAUGUAUUUGAAGAGAAACUAAGUGACGCAAUUGAUGGCUUAUCGCAGAAGUCUGCGCAAGGACGUACAUUAAGUUUUGAAGCUGUUUGUAAUAUAUUUUGCAAAAAAUAUAUACCUGAUUAUAUUUUAAAUAGGCGUAUGACAAUAACUGAUUCCAUUGAGCGUGCUCUUAAAAAAGGUGGUGAUAAUGAAAAAGCUGCAGCAGCUAAUUUAGCAAGUUUGUUAUGUAUACAAUUAGGUGCAAUGGACAUGGCAGAACAUUCUUGUCAAGAACUGUUACCUGUACUAAUGUUUGUUGUUAAUGAUGAAUCUGUUCCUUUAUUGGCCCGAGAAAAGUGCUGUUUGGCCAUAGCUUUACUGACUUUUAUUAGUUGUAAUGAAGAAAUUGAAGCAGCUAUGCAAUUAAUGCGGAACUUAUGGAGCCGUUUAUUACACUCAACGAUUAUUUCUCCACCGAUAGCAGCUCUAUAUUCCGCAGCAUUAUCGUCUUGGUCUCUGCUGCUGUCUACUGUAUCAAUUAGAAAUUCUACUAUUAUUCCUACUUUAGCAGAAUUGAGUACUCUCUUAGACUCGACACAUCUAGAAGUGAGAAUGGCUACUGGUGAAUUAAUAACAGUUUUAUUAGAAAUGGCUCGUGAAUGUGAAGACAUGGAUGAAUAUGAGCCAGAUGAAGAAUUUAUUAAUAAAUUACGUGAACUAGCAACAGAUUCGCAAAAGUAUAGAGCUAAAAAAGAUAGGAAAACACAAAGAUCAAACUUUAGACAAAUUCUUCAUUAUGUAGAAUUGGAUGAACCUCCAAAUAUUCAAAUACGUUUUGGCCAAGAAAUAUUAACAAUGAAUUCGUGGAUCAUAAAAAAGCAAUAUGAUGUUCUGUGUCAAGCAUUGGGAUCUGGAAUGAACAUGCAUAUGACAGAAAACGAUCUAGUUCGUGAUAUAUUGAGCCUUGGUCCUAAAUUAUGUCAAACAAAACUUUUAAGUAAUAAGCAGUCAAAGCUUGAAAGGCAACAAAUUAAUGCUGCCAACUUCAAGGUACGCACAAAAACUAGAGGAAAAGUACGAGAUAAAAGAAUAGCUUUUAUUGAUUAAUAAAUCAUAAACUAUUUUAGUAAAUUAUUAUAUUAUAAUUUAAAAUCACUUGAGCAUGUGAUAAAUACUGUUGUUAAUGUUUUAUUUUUUAUUUAAUCAUUACAGUUUUUCCGUGUGUAUUGUGAAA
Messenger RNA from Rhopalosiphum maidis (corn leaf aphid), 1721 nucleotides. RefSeq names its product interferon-related developmental regulator 2 (gene Ifrd1). The transcript is spliced from 8 exons. The record is from RefSeq and is a predicted model, not a curated record. Lineage: Eukaryota; Metazoa; Arthropoda; Insecta; Hemiptera; Aphididae. Bases 311 to 1594 code for a protein of 427 amino acids.